Messenger RNA from Epinephelus lanceolatus (giant grouper), 4177 nucleotides. It is a transcript of the gene clockb, whose product is annotated as clock circadian regulator b. Gene Ontology annotation, biological process: circadian regulation of gene expression; regulation of transcription by RNA polymerase II. Gene Ontology annotation, molecular function: DNA-binding transcription factor activity, RNA polymerase II-specific; protein dimerization activity; E-box binding. The record is from RefSeq and is a predicted model, not a curated record. Lineage: Eukaryota; Metazoa; Chordata; Actinopteri; Perciformes; Serranidae. Gene Ontology annotation, cellular component: nucleus; cytoplasm; CLOCK-BMAL transcription complex.
GUUUUUCUCCCCAACCCGGAGUCCUCCAGGCCCCCACCGCCUCGAUGCAACGCUCAAGUAAGCAAAACACGGAGGCUGCCGUCGAUUAUUCGCGAAGGUGAGGUGUGGCCAACCCAUGAGGAUUUGUCAGUGCCUGGAAGAAUAGGAACUAAAGCAGCUAGUUUUUCCUGCAAAGAGACAUUCCAGAAAGUUUGGUUGAUCACCAUGUCUUUCCCGUUGUCUGGUGCCCUCUCGUGACCCCAAUGACCUCAACGGCAGUUUUGACCAUAGAGUCAGCUUUGACCCCAAACCCUUUCUACGACCCCUGAGAAAAGACAUUAACUGACCACGUGCAUAAACCGCAUUGGGGUGGUCUUCCAAAUGCCUACCUCACGCCUAAAGAGCAAAUCACUGCAGCCACAGCCCUGAUCAGCAACCACCAUGACAUCAAGCAUAGGGGAUGAUUGUAGCAUCUUUGAUGGGUUGAUGGAAGAAGAUGAAAAGGACAAAGCAAAACGUGUGUCCCGUAACAAGUCUGAGAAGAAGCGGAGAGACCAGUUCAAUGUCCUCAUCAAGGAACUCGGCACGAUGUUGCCGGGCAACACCAGGAAGAUGGACAAGUCCACCAUCCUGCAGAAAAGCAUUGACUUCCUGUGUAAACACAAAGAGAUUGCAGCCCAGUCGGAGUCGAGUGAGAUCAGGCAGGACUGGAAACCUCCGUUUCUUAGCAAUGAGGAGUUUACCCAGCUCAUGCUGGAGGCUCUGGAUGGGUUCUUUAUAGCAAUAAUGACUGAUGGGAACAUCCUCUACGUCUCUGAGAGUAUCACCUCACUACUAGAACACCUACCGACGGAUUUGGUGGACCAGAACCUGUUAAACUUCCUGCCAGUAGGGGAACACUCCGAGGUGUACAAGGCUCUGUCCACACACCCCACCGACCACGACAGCCUUAACUCUGAUUACCUAAAGACAAAGAACCACUUGGAGUUCUGCUGCCAUAUGCUGCGAGGGACCAUUGACCCCAAAGAACCGCCUGUCUACGAAUAUGUAAAGUUCAUUGGCAACUUCAAAUCACUCAAUAACGUCCCCAAUGUUGCGAGGAAUGGUCUAGCGGGGGUUUUACAGCGGUCACUACAACCUGCGUUUGAUGACCAGGUGUGCUUUGUAGCCACUGUUCGGCUGGCCAAACCUCAGUUUAUCAAGGAGAUGUGUACAGUGGAGGAGCCCAAUGAAGAAUUCACCUCUAGGCACAGUCUAGAAUGGAAGUUUCUCUUCUUAGACCAUAGAGCUCCACCAAUCAUUGGCUACCUGCCUUUUGAGGUUCUGGGAACAUCAGGGUACGACUAUUACCAUGUGGACGACCUUGAGACACUGGCCAAGUGUCACGAACAUUUGAUGCAGUACGGUAAAGGGAAGUCUUGCUACUAUCGUUUCCUGACUAAAGGUCAACAGUGGAUCUGGCUUCAGACGCACUACUACAUCACCUACCACCAGUGGAACUCGCGACCGGAGUUUAUUGUCUGCACGCACACAGUAGUCAGCUAUGCAGAGGUGAGGGCAGAACAGCGCAGAGAGCUGGGCAUUGAGGAGGCUAACCCAGAAGUCACUGCAAAUAAGAGUCAGGACUCGGGCUCAGAGUCGCAGCUGAAUACGUCCAGCCUCAAGGAGGCUCUGGAGCGAUUUGAUCGCAGCCGAACACCCUCAACCUCCUCACGAAGUUCUCGCAAGUCCUCAUCGCACGUCUCUGACAACACUUGCACUUCAACAGCCUCCAAGCUACACAUGGACACAGCCACGCCUCCCCGGCAAUCACUAGCCUCCACCAUGGAGAUGACAUCACAGCGUCGCUCAUCCAUCAGCAGCCAGUCUAUGAGCUCUCAGACCACAAGCCAGAGUGUGACUCCCGCUAUGAUCACUCAACAGCAGCAGCAGCAGCAGCAGCAGCAACAACAACAACAACAGCAGCAACAACAACAACAACAACAACAGCAACAACAGCAGCAGCAGCAGCAACAACAACAACAACAACCACAACAACCACAGCAGUUACAGUCAAAUGUACAGCCGGUGAUGGAGUUCUCAGCGCAGGUGAAUGCCAUGCAGCAUCUAAAGGAGCAGCUGGAGCAGAGGACGAGACUGAUCCAAGCCAACAUCCAGCGGCAGCAGGAGGAGCUGAGACACAUCCAGGAGCAGCUACAGAGAGUGCAGGGACAGGGCAUACAGAUGUUGCUGCAGCAGCCGACUGGAGCGAUGAACGUGCAGCUCCCCCAGGUGGGCUCGGUCCAGCAAACAGCUACUUUGACUGGUCAGGUCCAGCAAACAACAAUUAACCCCGUCCAUUCAGGAACUCAGCAGCUCACCAUCCAGCAGCAGGCACCACCACCCCAGCAGAGCCUACAGCAGCAGCAGACCAACGCCCUCACACAGCCCCAGCGUCAGCCCCAACAACCACAACAGCAACAGCAACAACAACAACAGACCCAGGGCUCUGUAUCUGCUCCACUAUACAACACCAUGAUGAUUUCCCAACCAGGGCAGCCCAACGUGCUGCAGAUCAGCACCAGCCUGCCGCAGUCCAACACACAGCCAGGCACCGCAGUGGCCACUUUCACACAGGACCGACAGAUCCGGUUCCCAGCAGGGCAGCAGCUGGUGACCAAGCUUGUGACAGCUCCGAUGGCAUGUGGAGCAGUCAUGGUGCCCACCUCCAUGUUCAUGGGGCAGGUGGUCACUGCGUACAACCCCUUCGGUGGGCAGCAGCAGGGAGGGCAAACCCAGACUCUCACUCUGCAACCAGCCCAAGCGCCUCAAGGUCAGCCAGAUGGCCAAAACCAGACCACUGUAGUGGCACAGAGUGGCCAGCAGGGGCAGCAGCAACAACAGCAGUUCCUACAGGGCACUCGUCUUCUCCAUAGUAACCAGUCUACCCAGCUGAUUCUGCAGGCAGCUUUCCCACUCCAACAACAGGGUACCUUCACCCAGGCAACGCACCAACAGCAACCGCAGCAACAACAGCAGCAGCAGCAACGGCAACAGCAGCAACAACAGCAGCAACAGCAAUCUCAUCACCAGAGGCACCAGCAGCAGCUGAAACCACAACCCCAGAAACAGCAGAAAGCCCCGUUGUCGCACAGGACUGACAGCGUCAGCAGCCAACCACAGUAAAGUCUUUGUAAACUUAGAAAACCUGGGGAACUGAAACUCUAAAGGGAUUGCUGCAUACAUUUGCUUUGGUCGUGUGGCUGUCACAAACUUCCUUUUCCCCAAAAAUUGCUGCCCUCCCUUCCUCCAUCCGAAAGAAACGAAUCAUAGGAAAGAGGAAAGCCCGUGAGUCCACGAGGAACUCACCAAGGAUUGUCACUAUGGCAACAGGAUGGAUUAAAAUCCCCCUUUUCCUCACCAGAGGCAGACUUGUGAGUAAGCUCCAGUCUCCGUGGAAACCCGACAAAAACACCUUAUCCCCACGGUGACGACAGACAUUUUUUUGAAGAUGUGUCAAAGUGGACUGACAGUGUACAGAUUUACUGUAUGAUAAAAAAAAACAACAACUUGUAAAUAUCCAGUAUAGCCUAACAGGAAACAGAAAUGUAGUAUUUUAUAUGAUUGCAUGGAAAGAAUAACUGUGUAAGCUUUUAUUAGUCGCUUUUGAAAAAUGAAUUUUUACUUUUGUUCAAGUGUUUUCUGGUCAAAGAUGGAGCAGUGACAUGCUCUCUCAGUCUUCUCUCCCCCCCUUCUCUCUCUCUUUCUCUAAAAAAAGUUCAGAAUAAGGCUUUAAAGUACUGUCAGUUAGGUUGGGCUUGGGGUUUUUUUGUGGAAGUUGUGUUUUUAAACACUGUGUCUCUGAGACAAAAACGGCUCUUUUUAACUUUGUAAGUACAAAUUAUGUUUGGCAAGAAACUAGAUCACAGUUUAAAUGAAUUCUUUGCAGAAUGAUCACUGUACGUAUAACGGGUUUAGUGAUUCCAAGUGCCAAGAACAUAGUCAGUUAUGUUUGUUUUUUAUUUCAAGCAAACUAUUCAAAGGCGUAUAUAUAUUUUCCAACAAGAUAUUACCCCUAACAAAGUUAAUGCGUGUGUAUAUAGUAGGGAUUAUUUUUUAACAGUCAGAGAGCCCUAUAAGUAACAAACAGUAUAUCCUCAACCUCCUGAAACUUUAGCACUUGAUGUGGUUGUGUACAGUAAAUCACUGUCGAGACCUA